AUGCAAUGCCCUACUCCCCGCCCUCAAAACCAAAUCAUCACCGAAAUCCUCAAGCUACUGCAAGCCCACUACCACACCGUCUUCCUGCGCUUCUGCCAGCUCAUCGCCACCGACAAAGUCCCCGGCCCCGACCCACAGAUGUGUGUUGCGGCGAGCAUUACAGCAAAGGCGAAGAGGCCGCUGUAUGAGAGUGAGAAUGAGGGUUUUGCACUUCUGGGAGGGGAGGGGGUGGUGUGGGCAGUGAGGGAGGCGCAGCUGGUAGCGCUGGAUAGGGAGAUGGAUGUGGUGGAGGAGGAGAUGAGGGUUGUGAGGGAGGGGCGUGAGGGGAUAUGGGAUGUGGGCGAGUGA
This is a messenger RNA of Morchella sextelata, 348 nucleotides long. RefSeq lists its product as uncharacterized. Lineage: Eukaryota; Fungi; Ascomycota; Pezizomycetes; Pezizales; Morchellaceae. The record is from RefSeq and is a predicted model, not a curated record. Bases 1 to 348 code for a protein of 115 amino acids. The transcript has a single exon.